This is a messenger RNA of Rhincodon typus (whale shark), 1961 nucleotides long. Its product is annotated as small nuclear ribonucleoprotein 40 (U5). Gene Ontology annotation, molecular function: RNA binding; protein binding. The transcript has 5 exons. Gene Ontology annotation, cellular component: catalytic step 2 spliceosome. NCBI's taxonomy places the organism in Eukaryota, Metazoa, Chordata, Chondrichthyes, Orectolobiformes, Rhincodontidae. Bases 1230 to 1613 code for a protein of 127 amino acids. The record is from RefSeq and is a predicted model, not a curated record.
CGCUUGGCAGGCAUUUAAGGGCUACAAUUGACCCGAUUUUUAAUAUUGCCAAAAAAUUCUCAAUCUUGAACUAAUACUGUUCAGGAGAUAUUCACAAACAAUGAUCUGUUUCUCCAGUAUAUCAAUCUUUAAUGGUCACCGAGAGCUUUUGGGAAUAAUGUAAUAAUAUCCUAAUGGCAUUCUUGAUGGCAUAACCUGUUUAGCCAAACAGGCCAUGAAAUUCUCUAUAUUUCUGUCCUUAAAAUGUGCUGAAUUAUUUAACUUUACGCUGAAGCAGUUUUGUGCUUCACUGGCUUUCAGAAGUGGGGGCAAAAGCUAAACUUGGUCUUCCCUCGGUCAUUAAACAACAAUCCAGUUGAGUGAAUGAGUGUGUGUGUAUUCUUUGUGAGAAGAAUUGAACUCAUUUGUCUAUCCUUUACAGUGAAGUUGGCUGCCAUUCAUUAUCAAAUAGCACAUUGUUGGUAUUUGGAUGUGGGACCUGCCAGUGUUUUUCCAAUGGUGAGUGGGAAAUGCAUCACCAUUUCUUCACAAUCACUUGGUCAACUGGAAUCCCCUCUGAAGAGAAUUAUGAAUGUACCUACACCAAUUGGGCAGCAGCACUUCAAGAAGGCCACCACCUCAACAGCAAUUGAGGAUGGGCACUAAAUGCUGGCCCAGCCAGAAAGCCCAAUUCCCCUGAAUGAAUUUUAAAAAUGUAUAAAUCGCUGAGUUUGAAAUGUCUUACGGGGCUAAUGAAUUGUUUAUCUGUUGCUUUGCACGCUGCCUGAAUCCAUUGCUUGGAGCAUAAAUCUCUGGAAAAAAAUCAGAUAAAUCAAAAUGUUUGCCAAAAAAUGAAGAAUCUGUGCAGCAAUUAUUUUAUAAAUAGGUAUUGGUAGGGUAACUUUAAACUGGUUAAGGGAGUUAGCAUUCUGGAUAUUUGAGAUAGCCAAGGAGUAAUCCUAUCAAACGGCUGUGUAGGUUUGUAAAAUUUAGGGGCACUUGUACAUUCUGACACAAACUGCCAAUUGCGUGGAGGAGCACAUCUUAUAAAGUAUAAUAUACUGAAUUCACUUUGCAGACUGCAAAAAGAAUAAAUGAACUUUGACUGUGCUCUGUCUAAUUUUAGAUUUGGAAAAACAAUGUUUGUGCUUAAAAUAUUAUUUAUGGAAAAUAACUGAUUAGAUUAAAGUUACCUUGCUUUCUUUUCCUGUUAGGUUUGGGACCUCCGACAAAACAAGUUAAUUUAUACUAUGCGUGGUCAUACAGAUUCUGUGACUGGCUUGGCUCUAAGUGGAGAUGGCUCUUACCUCCUUUCUAAUUCAAUGGACAAUACAGUACGGGUCUGGGAUAUCCGUCCAUUUGCUCCAAAAGAGAGAUGUGUAAAAAUAUUCCAGGGUAAUGUGCAUAAUUUUGAAAAGAACCUCUUGAGAUGUUCAUGGUCAACUGAUGGAAGCAAAAUAGCUGCUGGAUCUGCUGACAGAUUCGUUUAUGUCUGGGAUACAACAUCACGAAGAAUACUAUAUAAAUUACCAGGGCAUGCAGGUUCAGUGAAUGAGGUGUCAUUUCAUCCAGAAGAACCAAUUAUUCUUUCCGCAUCCAGUGACAAAAGACUGUACAUCGGAGAGAUACAGUAAAAAGGAAGAGUUUGCGCAGAAGGACUUGUCGAACAUCAACUGGCAACUACACAGAAAAUGUUCAAAUUCCAGACAAAAAUGUAAUGCUGGUGGAAAGAAAAAUAUAUAAAUACUUGACAGGUGACCCCACCCUGUUUCAUUGCUUGGCAAAUAAGCUGGGCUGUUUCCCCAGUUUGUACAGUUCCUGUGGAGACCGAUUUGAAUGCAGAAUCUGAAUCUAGGCAGUCUGUAGCUAUAAAAACUGGCCUGCAUUCAGUUUUUUAUCAAGGCUGUACAGACAGUUUUUUGUUUUAUAUAAUCUGUUUUGUAAUAUUCAAAAGAAAUAAAUUCAUACCACUUUUGCUACAA